Thamnophis sirtalis is the source of this 2266-nucleotide messenger RNA. The record is from RefSeq and is a predicted model, not a curated record. Lineage: Eukaryota; Metazoa; Chordata; Lepidosauria; Squamata; Natricidae.
UCCGGACAACUCCGCCGCCAUUAUGGUGAAGCUCGCUAAGAACGUUAAAAAUCAGCCCAAACAAAAGAAAAUGACUACCCUUCCCCCAAAGGAAAUUGAUGACAGUGAAGAAGAGGAGUCAUCAGAAGAAGAGGAGAGCAGCGAGGAAGAGAUGCUGGCUCCCAAGAAAGCUGCGACCCCAGCAAAAGCAGCUACUCCCAACAAAAAGGCAGCCACUCCCGCGAAGAAGGCGGUAGCCACUCCUGCCAAGAAAGCAGCUGCUCCUCCUCCUGCCAAGAAGACACCGGUCCCUGCCAAAGGAGCCAAAAACGGGAAGAACGCAAAGAAGGAAGAAAGUGAGGAGGAAGAGGAUGAUGACGAGGAGGACGAGGACGAGGAGGAAGAUGAUAGUGAGGAAGAUGACUCUGAGGAGGAACCUGCUGUGCCGGUGAAGAAAAGGGGAGCCCAAGGACCUCAAAAGAAGCCCACUGCAGCCCCUGUCAUCCUGAAGCAACUGGACGAAGACGAAGACGACGAGGAGGAUAGUGAAGAUGAAGAGUCCGAAGAUGAGCCCAUGGAAAUCACUCCAGCAAAAGGAAAGAAAGCUGUUCCGGCUAAAGCGACCCCUGCCAAGGCAGCCGCAGCAAAGGAGGAUUCGGAGGAAGAUGAUGAAGACUCCGAGGAGGAGGACGACGAGGAGGAGGAAGGGGAUGAAGAGGAGGACGACGAGGACGACGACGAGGAUGAAGGAAGUUUGGCUAUGUAGAUUUCUCCUCUGAAGCCGAACUGGAUAAAGCCCUCAAAUUAAAUGGGAAAAAACUGAUGGGCCUGGAAACGAAACUAGAAAAAGCAAAGAGUAAAGAGAGCCUGUGGGAGAAUAAAAAAGAGAGAGAAGCCAGGACCAUUUUCGUGAAGAACCUUGCUUACAGUGUCACCCAGGAGGAGCUGCAUGCCGCAUUUGAGGAAGCCGUCGAGGUCAGGCUGGUGUCCAAGGAUGGGAAUAGCAAAGGGAUUGCCUACAUCGAAUUCAAAAGCGAGGCCGAUGCGGAGAAAGCUCUGGAGAAGCAGGGGAUGGAGAUCGACGGCCGUCCCAUUGUCCUUGACUACGUAGGUGAAAAGAGCCAGCAGGAUAGCAGGAAACCUGGCAAGGGAGCCCCCUCAGGGGGAGAAUCCAAAACGCUGGUGGUGAACAAUCUGUCUUACGAUGCGACCGAGGAAAGCCUCCAGGAGGUCUUUGAGAAAGCUUCGGCCAUCAGGAUUCCCCAGAACAACCAGGGACGGCCCAAGGGGUAUGCCUUCGUCGACUUCGCCACCACCGAGGAGGCAAAGGAAGCCAUGAACUCCUGCAACAACACAGAGAUCGAAGGCCGCACAAUCAGACUAGAAUUCAGCAACUCUGGCGGACAGAACAGAAAUACCAACGUUAAAGGAGGCUUCAGUCAGCAAAGCAAAACCCUGUUUGUCAAAGGGCUGUCAGAGGAAACCACCGAAGAGACAUUGAGAGAAUCCUUCGACAGCUGCAUCGGGGCCAGAAUAGUGACCGACAGGGACACCGGCUCCUCCAAAGGCUUUGGCUUUGUGGACUUCAGCUCCACCGAAGAUGCCAAAGCAGCCAAGGAAGCCAUGGAGGACGGAGAGAUCGAUGGAAACAAAGUGACCCUCGAUUUUGCCAAGCCCAAGGGGGCCACUCCCCGCGGGGGAGGCGGCGGAGGAGGAGGCUUCGGCCGGGGCAGCAGAGGCGGACGUGGCGGCAGAGGAGGCUUCGGGGGCCGGGGAGGAGGCAGAGGCUUCGGAGGCAGAGGAGGCGGCUUCAGGGGAGGCCGAGGAGGAGGCGGUGACCACAAACCACAAGGGAAAAAGAUCAAGUUUGACGACUGAGGCGGCGUGCGCGUUCCUUUGCAUCCGAAAGGACUCUGGGGUUUUAAUUGGGUCACCUUGAAAUGACAGAGCCUUCCGAGGACAUUCCAAGACACGCCACAGUCCCCGGGGGGCUCCUCCGGGGGCUCCCCUCCACAAAGAAAACAGCCAAUCGACUGCCUGUGGCCGCCGCGCAUAAGAACUUUUUAAAAAGCAACAAGAAAUGUGGGAGUUGACCCUGUGUCCAUGUAUUUCCCCGCCCUGAAUUUAUAACGUUUUACCCAUGUACAAAAAUUUAACUUCCUUAUACAUUUCUGUAGGCUUUUUCUUGGUUCCCCCCCCCCCCAUCCCUUGCUGUAAAAAUGCAAAAAUGUUUUAUCAUUUGUGUCUCGGCAAACUGUCUAGGACAGAUUAAAGGGCCUAAAUGGAG